CGGGCAUUCUUUGAUGUUGCCCCAAAAUGGCGUAUGCGGUUUCUUCGCUGGAGGAACAUUGAGUGGGGGAAAAAAAAAAAAAGAAAACACACCGUGAUUUCGAUUAGGAACCGAGUUUAAAUUUGCGUGCUUUUGUGUGUGUGGGUCCUUAAAAUAAGACUGCGAAAAUGAAAGGCAAAGAGCGGUCGCCGGCGAAGAAACGCUCAAGGGCCUUGGAUGAGAUCCGAGACAGAGGAGGAAGCCACCCGACCAGCAAGAAAAUGGCUCUUUCUGUGUCCGGUGGCAACAGCAACGGCAACAGCUCGGCAAAGAGCGAAGGGAGCUCGACCAGGAGGAGCCUGCUCGCCGACAAAAGGGGAGAAAGUCGGGAUUUCGAGAGGCACGCAGCCGGCAGUGCCAGCAGCAACCACGGCUACGCUGCGCUCGCAAGCUCCUGCAGCAAGAACCACGAUAAUAACUUAAACCCGGAGCCCGCCAGGAUCAACACCCGCGGGGAGCCUCGGCCGCCGCCGCCGCCGCCGCCUCUCAACAGCGAGAGUGAGUACAAGACCCUUAAAAUAAGCGAGCUGGGCUCCCAGCUCAGCGACGAAGAGAUAGAAGACGGGCUUUUCCACGAGUUUAAGAAAUUUGGCGACGUGAGUGUUAAAAUUAGCCGGAUUAGCGACGAGAGGGUGGCGUUUGUCAAUUUCAGGAGGCCCGAGGAUGCCAGGGCGGCCAAGCACGCGAGGGGGAGACUGGUGCUGUACGAUCGCCCCCUGAAAAUCGAGGCCGUGCAUAUGAACAGGAGGAGAAGCCGCUCCCCUAUUGAAAAGGACACUUACGCAGUGCUGGCAGGGCGGCACCCACACGUCCAGAGACCUUUAUCCCCCACUGGACUGGGAUACAGAGAUUACAGGCUGCAGCAGCUUGCUUUGGGGCGUCUACCCCCUCCCCCACCGCCCCCCCUGCCCAGAGAUCUGCAGAGGGUAAGAGAAUAUGCCUUUUUCGACGCCCGGGCACGCCCAGCUUACAAUAGGACUGCUUUCCGAGAAGAGGAAGUCCUUUCCCCUGAAGAUGAUGAAAGAGCUAACAGGACGUUGUUUCUUGGGAACCUGGAUAUCACUGCCACGCAGAGCGACCUGAGGAGGGCCUUUGACAGGUUCGGGGUGGUCACUGAAGUGGACAUUAAGAGACCCACCCAGGGCCAGACCAGCACCUAUGGUUUCCUCAAGUAUGAGAACCUGGACAUGGCUCACCGUGCCAUGAUCGCAAUGUCUGGCAAGGUGAUUUGCCGAAAACCCAUCAAGAUCGGCUAUGGCAAAGCCACCCCCAGCACUCGCCUCUGGGUGGGGGGCUUAGGGCCCUGGGUUCCCUUGGCAGCUCUUGCCAGGGAGUUUGACCGUUUUGGCACCAUAAGAACUAUUGACUACAGAAAAGGGGACACCUGGGCCUACAUUCAAUAUGAAAGUCUGGAUGCCGCCCAGGCAGCUUGCAGCCACAUGAGAGGCUUCGCUUUGGGGGGCCCGGAUCGCAGACUCAGAGUGGAUUUUGCAGACACAGAGCAGAGAUACCAACAGCAAUACUUGCAGCCCCUGCCUUUGCCUCACUAUGACUUGGUGGCAGAAAGCUUUGUUCACCGCGCAGCACCAGAGCCAUUAAGGGCCAGGGAAAGGACUCCCCCGCCUUUGCACUUCAGAGAGAGGGAGCUGUACCCAGCUCCUGAAUGGGCCCCUGUCAGAGACCGAGUGAGAGCAGGCUACGAUCCGCUAGAACACCUGGACAGGGAACGCAGGCCGCGAGAGAGCUGGUCCCUGGACCGGGAAAGAGAGCUACAGAACCGGGAACAAACCCGAAAGCGCCGGCUGUUGGAGGAAAGCCGAAUCCUGGAGCGCUCCCCAGACAGCACUGAGCGUGCCAGGAGGCGCCACUGCCUUUCCUUGGAGCGCAGUCCAGGGGAGAGCAGCAGAGACGGCGGACGUUACAGUGACUCUGAGCGGCCCGUGCGCACAGAGAGGCCCUCCCCGCCCCUCAGGGACAGGCGCGCCAGCUUAGAAAAGGGCCAAGGUGACAAACGAGGAGGAGAGCGGCUAAAAAACAUCAGCCUCUCUGACGCUGGCAUCGGGGGCGGUGGAGAGAGGGAGCGCAAACGCAAGAUCGGCGACGCCUGCAAGAGCCCGGUCAAGAAAGAUGAGAGAUUGGAAGUCAGCUCCUCCAAGCCCUCCCAGCAGCAGAAGCAGGAAGGCAGCCAGAAACUCACCCUGGCCUGGCAAGGCAUGCUUCUCCUGAAAAACAGCAAUUUCCCUUCCAACAUGCACCUCCUGGACGGGGACCUCAACGUGGCCACCAGCCUGCUGAUCGACGGCUCCACGGGAGGCAAGGUGGCUCAGCUGAAGAUCACCCAGCGCCUGCGUCUGGACCAGCCCAAGCUCGACGAGGUCACACGCCGCAUCAAAGCUGCAGGACCCAAAGGCUACUCCGUCCUCCUCGCAGUACCGGGAGACGAUGGCACUUCCGAGUCGGAUCAAGCUUCAUCCACCCAGAGACCCCUGAAGAACCUGGUGUCUUACUUGAAACAAAAGCAGGCUGCCGGUGUCAUCAGCCUGCCCAUCGGAGGCAGCAAAGACAAGGACAACGCUGGAGUCCUCCACGCUUUCCCUCCCUGCGAUUUCUCCCAACAGUUCUUGGAUUCCUCCGCAAAAGCGCUUGCCAAAACCGAAGAGGACUACCUGGUGAUGAUCAUAGUGCGUGGGGCGUCCUAAAAAUUUUUGUAAGGUUGCAGAUCAACAGCACUGCAUGCAUGCGCCUGGUUUUGUAUUAUGGGAUACAUCAGUGUAUUAAGUUUGGGCGUUGGCAACACAUUUUGCCAAACAAAAUAACCCUUCUUUUAGGCAAAAAAAAAGAAAAUCCACGAAUCCAGUUCUUGGGGUCCAAAAACGUAACUUUAUCAAAAGGUUUGCAAGCCUGUCUUGCAUUAUCAGAGCUAUUCCUUUUUAGUUUAAUUUUUUUUUUUUUUUUUUUUUUAACAGAUUUACCUGUUUGUGUUCUGUAUACUGUUCCAAUCCAUAUACUGGUGUUCAGGCUCAAUAUUAUGAGGAGGAGGGUAGGGGGGGUUAAAGAAGGCAGGCUUGCUAAGAAAUGAAAUACAUCAAAUUUCUAGAGAUGUGAAAAUGAAUGGCACUGUCGUGUAAUUCAGUAGGCCUGUACGAGCCCACAGUGAGCUUGGUUGCAGUUAAUCCAAAUGAUUAAAUACAUAAAUAAAUUUGUAUGACAUACUGAGCAGCCUGCAGCAGGGCACACGAAAAGCACUUGGUCAUAUUUUUCCAUUGCGUGUAAUUAAGAGGUACAGGCGUCGCCAGAUCGGACACCUCUCAGUUUCUUUACAAUUGGCUAUUGAUAAAACAAGCAGCUGUUUCAGUUGCCUGAACUGCAGCUGUGGGUGCUCGGGGGUCACAUUUUCCCAGUGUGUUACAGAGAAUCCCCUCUUACUGUGUAAGAAGACCAAUAGAAAUUCCAUCAGGGCUGCUGAGCUGUGCUCUGCUGUAGUGUCCCUCCCUGUGAUUUUCUUUGAACAGAUGUGGGUAAACUGGGCCUGCCUUUUAUGUCUCUUCCCCUCUUUGCUGUUUGGUGUUUCCCUGUCGCUGAUCAGAUUCAAGGUUUGCAUUUGCAAAGCUUUAAUUGCCUCCUCCUGCUGAAGGGCGCAGUGUGUUUUGGGUUCUGUUAAAUGUAAAAUAAUUCUUUGAAGACCCGAACGAGGCUCUUUGGGAUUGAUAGAUACUUCAAGUAAAAUGCAGACCUUGUGCAGCGAAAGUGGUAUGGGAUCUGAUGAGUAUCUUCUGACAGACCCGUUCAUUAUUGUCAAUCUGCUCACAUGGUGCUUUCCUUUUUAUCUUAAGGUACCUUCUUGUGUGUUUAUGUUAAUAACAGAUUUAGUAUCCCAUAAUGCAAAAUCUGACAGUAACCAUGUUGACUUGAAAAAAAAAAAAAAAAAUAUCCACAAAGCUGAAUGUUUAUGCUUGCAUUAACCCAAAAUAAUGGUAGGGGUUUAGUGUUGAUUAAACUCUUGCCAUGUACUUGGUAGGAGUUUAGUUGUAUAUUUUCCUUUUUUAGAAACACAAGUACAGUCCAGUUACUGGUUUAUAUAACAAAGGUGGAGAUUCUAAAUGCAGAAAUGUUGUUUUGUGUUAUUAGUGUGUACACGACAGUAGAGAACAGAUAUUUGGUUACUGUUUAAAAAGCACUUUUACUGUUGUGCAGAAAAAGAAAAAAAAAAAACAGAUAAUGUUAGGUUGUUUAUCCGUGGAGCAUUGGCUGGGCUGUCUGCUUCUGCAGUGCAUGAAAUCCCCAAAGAUCAGUAUGAUUUGACAUGGUGUUUUCAGCACAGGUCUGAGACACUAGCUGCACAGAUCCUGGCUAGGUAUUUAAUCCUACUGGUUCCCUUCUAAAUGCUAAAGUAAAUGCGCAUUGUGAAACAAAGCCGUCUAUUUAGCCUAAUCGCUGUUUGAAAGAAAGUGUGGCUUCUUGGACAUGUAAUUCAUGUCUGAUUGUCAUUUUCCUUUAAAAAAAUAAAACAAGCAUCUCUAUAACAUGAAAGUAAUGGUUGGUCUGUAGUAUGGAGGGGGUGAUAACACUGGGGCUUGGUUUGAGUAAUUCAGACCCCCCCAGUGGGUUGGAAGUGUUUCUCCAAAGCUGACAGCCUUGUUUUGCUCUGUAACUCAUUCCUACAAACUGUAUGGCACCAAUAAUACACAAAAGGGGAGGGGGGGGGGUUGGUCAGCUGUUGGGUUUGAUGAAAUGUUUACUGUGGUUGGUGGUUAUUUUGUGUGUUAAAGUGAGAGGUGUUUUUUUGAGAGGGAGAAAAUGUUGCUUCUGUAACUAUUCGUAAAACAGUACGAUUUGCUAUUCUUCAGUCCCUAAAAUAUGUUUUUCUUCCUCCAGUGCAAAUGUUUAAAUGUAGAAACAAAAAUACUAAAGAAUAAAAGGCACAGCAGAUUUAUAAAUGUACAAUCUGCUCUCUCACUAAUGCAUGCUAUAAACACAGCCCUGAAUUAAAUGUUCUGGCCCAGAGUGUGUUUGCCUGGCCACUUCAAAUCCUGAAUUAGCACAGGGGAACUGAUCGUGUUUGUUUCAAUGCCCCUCUGCGCACUGCUGCUCCUCGGCAGGCUUGUUAAUCAGUCACCAUUGCUAAGAGGCAAGCUGUUUAACUACCCGCUCAUGGGUCAAGGUGCCAUGUGAUGUUUGACCAGAGGACGCAGUUGUAGAAACCAGUGAAAAGAAUGGAGUUGUAUUUCUCAAUUCCUGAGAAGCACUAAGCCAAGCAGAACCCAGGCAGUGUUUGUUUACUUGCAGUGCAUUGUGAUACGUAAAGCAUGUGGAUGCUUCUGCUUCAAAACAGAGUUACUUUUAAUUCUUUACUGUCAGCUUUCUACUUAAUAUUCUGACUCUGGUUCAUCACAACUUUAUAUAUAUGUAUAUAAAAUCAUAUACCUUAAUAGGGUUAGGUUGUAACCUGGCAGAUUGAUACCUGAAGCGUAUUUAAAUUAUACGCAUUGGUGUGAUGACAUUAUGGCCAUUAAAGCCAGUCUCGGUGUAAUGGGCGACGUGGGUAAAGUAAUGCAAGAGAGCUGGGAAGUAAGGAUUAGUUAUCUAAAUGAACACAGUCAUGAUUCCGUUUUCUGUUUGUUGCAAAAGGGUCUUUCUCAUUUUAGAGUGAACCGUUUAAUAAAUACGAUGUGCUUGUGGGGGAUAUUGGAUAGCUGUUUGGAAUGGCCCCACGUUAACAUCAGAGGCUAAAAUAAUGAGUGUACAGACCCAAGCUAGUACUGUAGAAAUGCACUCUCAGAAUGGGAGUGGAGUAAAGAACCUUUUUAUGGGGUCUGGUACAGUGUAGUUAAUAAGAUGUGUGAUUUCACACUUGCAAUCCAGUAAGGAGAUUAUCCCAGAGUUUAAAUACAUUGUGAUACCAAGGGUAAUACCUUUAAAAAAAAAAAAAAAAAAAAAAAAAAAAUAUCUGUGUGUGUAUGUGUAUAUCUAUCUAUAUAUAUCUAUCUAUAUAUAUAUAUAAUGUGUGUGUAUGUGUGUGUGCAUGGAUGUUGAAACAAAGAUUAAGAAAUGUGUAGCUGCUGCUGCUGCUGAUAAUAAUUCUAAUUUUAUCUCAAUGACU
Polyodon spathula (Mississippi paddlefish) is the source of this 6139-nucleotide messenger RNA. RefSeq names its product RNA-binding protein 15-like. Gene Ontology annotation, biological process: regulation of alternative mRNA splicing, via spliceosome. Lineage: Eukaryota; Metazoa; Chordata; Actinopteri; Acipenseriformes; Polyodontidae. Gene Ontology annotation, cellular component: nucleus. The transcript has a single exon. The coding region runs from base 168 to 2738 and encodes 856 amino acids. Gene Ontology annotation, molecular function: mRNA binding. The record is from RefSeq and is a predicted model, not a curated record.